Messenger RNA from Danio aesculapii, 1570 nucleotides. It is a transcript of the gene hdhd2, whose product is annotated as haloacid dehalogenase-like hydrolase domain containing 2. Gene Ontology annotation, biological process: dephosphorylation. Gene Ontology annotation, molecular function: phosphatase activity. The transcript has 8 exons. The coding region runs from base 659 to 1444 and encodes 261 amino acids. NCBI's taxonomy places the organism in Eukaryota, Metazoa, Chordata, Actinopteri, Cypriniformes, Danionidae. The record is from RefSeq and is a predicted model, not a curated record.
CCACAUGAAUGGUUUGUGAGCACAAUUAAGUGCACACAGCAUCCCAUAUCAUCUGAUAAUUGUAAGAAAUAAGUCCAAAAGGCAGCUGACUGUGUAAAGCCACAUAAAACAAAACAAAAAUACGAUGAAUAUGCCGAGAUCAGUGGCUAAUCUGCCGGAUUCAGCUGAGGUGAAGUGACGGCGACCAACAAGACCGAGCUGUCACUCAAGUGGCCACGCCCUCAAUUAUGCAAACUUAAUAUAACCUAAUAUAAAGGAAAUGGAUGAGUUAUAAAAAAAUUCACCCCCCUCACAGUUGUCAUGGAGGGUAAUAAUAGCUAUAUGAACCUAAAUCGUUCUUUGUACCAGGCUGUAAACACCUUUUUUUCUGUUGUAAAGUUGGCCAUUCUAACAGUGGGCUUAAUUGCAAUUUGCUCUAUUAUGGAGCCAGGACUAGCGGAAUUUUAAUGAAUUGCAGUUUCAGUUACUUCCGUAUUGGCUUCCCGAGGGAGAGCGGGAGGUUGCCGCUUGCAAUUAACCCAGCUGCAUCAUCCCUGGAUUUGAACCCUUUACCUCUGCAUGCCACUCAGGAAGUCUCAUCGCUUCACUGAAUCACUUGACAACUCAACUCUACAACGUGGGGCUUUAUCUUUUAGCAUGGUUUGAUGUGUUUUGAGUGAUGGCUCGCCGCACACUGAAGGCAGUUCUCAUUGAUCUGAGCGGGACUCUUCAUAUCGAGGACACUGCAGUUCCUGGUGCACAGGAGGCUUUAGCGCGAUUAAGACAGGCUCCAGUUGCUGUCAAAUUCGUGACCAACACCACAAAGGAAUGUAAGAGAACCCUGUUUGAGCGUCUGCGUGGGCUGAACUUUGACCUCCAGGAGCAGGAGAUAUUCACAUCUCUCACUGCAGCUCGUAAUCUAGUGGAGCAGAGAGCAGUGCGCCCCCUGCUGAUGGUGGAGGACAGCGCUCUGGAGGACUUCACAGGAUUGGAAACUUUAGAUCCAAAUGCGGUUGUGAUCGGAUUAGCGCCUGACCACUUCAACUACCAGACACUCAACAAAGCCUUCCAACUCAUUUUAGAUGGCGCCCCCCUGAUUGCCAUCCAUAAAGCGCGGUACUAUAAAAAGAAGGAUGGUUUGGCUUUGGGACCGGGCCCAUUUGUGACUGGAUUAGAGUACGCCACUGACACAAAGGCCACAGUUGUGGGUAAACCAGAGAAAGGCUUCUUUCUAGAGGCCUUACGAGAUCUCAACUGCUCACCAGAGGAGGCUGUGAUGAUAGGAGAUGAUGCUAGAGAUGAUGUUGGUGGUGCUCAGAAUGCAGGAAUGCUGGGAAUUUUAGUCAAGACUGGUAAAUACAGACCUGGUGAUGAGGGUAAAAUUAACCCGCCGCCUCACCUGACAUGUGCCAGCUUUCCAGAGGCGAUCAGUUAUAUACUUGAUCAUCUCUUAGGAUCUAAAUAAGUUAAGUUAAAUAAAUACAAAGGCAAAACAAAGUAAUGGUACCGUUAUGUAGCAUGUACAUUAUAAUGGUGAUCUGAGAAAAAUAUUAUAAAUAAAUAAAGUUGAUGCACUUCUUUAAAAUUUAAA